This is a messenger RNA of Papilio machaon (common yellow swallowtail), 1221 nucleotides long. Its product is annotated as lipase 3. The coding region runs from base 25 to 1221 and encodes 398 amino acids. The record is from RefSeq and is a predicted model, not a curated record. Gene Ontology annotation, molecular function: hydrolase activity, acting on ester bonds. Lineage: Eukaryota; Metazoa; Arthropoda; Insecta; Lepidoptera; Papilionidae. The transcript has a single exon.
UCUGUAGAGUCGUAUUUUGUAACGAUGGAAUUCGGAUGUGUAAUUAUUAUCAAUAGUGUAUUGUUGUUAUUAGUGAGUUACAGUGAUAAUCAUGAAAUCAAAAUUAAAGAUUACAGUGAUUUAGUAUCAGACAUUUAUUUAGAUUCUAUGCAAUUGAUAUCUAAAUCUAAGUACCCGGUUGAGAAACAUUUUGUGACAACAGAAGAUGGGUACGUGUUGACUUUGUUUCGUAUACCUGGACAAGGACCACCUGUGUUACUAGUGCACGGCAUAGGCGAUAGCUCUGACUCUUGGCUGGUAUUAGGGCCAAGCAAAUCAUUGGCGUAUCGACUCGCUGAUGACCAUUUCGAUGUCUGGUUGUUCAAUUCUAGAGGAAAUAAGUACAGCAAGAAACACAUCAAUAAAAUAUCACAAAAGAAAUAUUGGGACUUUAGUUUCGAAGAAAUGGGAUCCAAAGAUUUACCAGCAACUAUUGAUUAUAUUUUAUCUAAAACAUCGCAAUCUAAAUUGUCCUAUGUAGGCUUUUCUCAAGGUACGACAAUAUUCUUUGUAUUAUGCAGCAUGAGACCUUCAUAUAAUGAAAAAAUCAAACAAGCGAUUUUGCUAGCGCCGGUUGCCACGAUAAAUAAUAUUCAAAGUCCUCUUAUACCAUUUUAUGCAAAUAUUUAUGACAAAUUGACAUUUUUAGCUGAAGCUGGAAUCAAUGAAGUAUUUCCUUCCAAUGUGUUUGUCAGUACGUAUCAUGCUAAGGUAUGCAAUUUAAGGUCCCCAUUGCGAUUCUUCUGCGGCCUAGAAUAUUACUUAAACUUCGGCUUAAAAGAAUUGGAAAGACUACCGGAUGCCAGGCUCCCUAUUAUAAGCAGUCAUAUUCCAGCCGGAGGUUCGGCAAAAACAUUUUUGCACUUUUUACAAGGUUACGUUUUAAAAAGCUUUCGAAGAUACAACUACGGAGUGAAAAAGAAUAAAGAAGUUUACAACUCCUCCACACCGCCAGUUUACAAUUUAUCAGCUGUCAGUGCACCAGUUACCUUAGUGGUCAGUGAAAGUGAUUGGAUAAGUACUAUAAAAGACGCUAAAUUAAUACAGAAUAAUUUGAAAAAUGUUGUAAGGAACAUAGUUAUCAAUACAACAUUAGAUUUUACACAUUUAGAAUUUGUCUAUGGAGAACGAGUUAAUUCUGUUAUAAACGACCCUAUCUUAAAGUUUAUGAAGAGUUUAUGA